GGGGAGCACUUCCGGUGAUAGUGUUUCCUGUCACUGUUUGUAAACUGAGAAAAAAAUUGGAGUUGCGACAAGAAAUAAUAAUCUCCAGUGGUCCUAAAAUACAAAGGCUUUGGGCCCCUGAUGAUUAGGGGGGCUGUGGUCUCUUCUAUCACCCUUCAUCCUGAGUGAAGCCCCCUCUGUCCCCUCAAACACACACGCAUUCAAACCAGAAGAUGACACACCAUUCCAACAGUUCAGUUCGAGACCAUAUGAAAUGGGCUGGGUUGCUGGGCUGUGAGGCGGUGCUGUCCAGCAUGGCCCUGAUGCAAGCCAACAACAUCCCAGGCCAGAAGAAGAUUAUCUCAGCCCUGGGUCAGAGCCACAGAGGCAGCCCCGAGAGUAACCAAGCCCACUCGCACCACAGCCAAAACCACCAUGGGCACCAGGGUCACCAUGGACAAGCCAACCAAAGCCACGGGGGGCACCGCCCAGAUGGGAGCUGUCCACCACUGCUUAUCCGCAAGGACGGGGAGUAUCACUCAUCAAGGAUAAUAGAUGACAAGGAAGUGCGGGCAAAUCAGAACAUGCAACCCAAGAAGAAACACAAAAAAUCUGGGUCGUCGCACAAAGUUAAAGAGAAAGUGGAGCUCAUGCUUCCAGCCAUCGAUAUGGAUGACGAUAACUCCCUGAAAGUCCAGAAGAACUUCAUCUGUGAUCACUGCUAUGGUGCUUUCCGGAGCAGCUACCACCUCAAGCGACAUAUUCUCACACAUACGGGAGAGAAGCCAUUUGCCUGUGACGCGUGUGACAUGCGGUUCAUCCAGCGCUACCACCUGGACAGACACAAGAGGGUCCACAGUGGAGAAAAGCCCUACCAGUGUGAUCGAUGCCAUCAGAACUUUUCACGGACAGACAGACUGCUGAGACACCGGCGGCUGUGUACAGUUGGGAUAGGCAAAGACGACAGCCAGUACUCCCAGGCUACACCUGCUCACACCGCCUCCUGGAGCCCCCUACAGCCUUCUAACAACCGCCUAACUGUCUGACCAUCAGCCUCCGUACAGCAGGCUGCCCCUUAGUAUCACCAUUCACUGGAGUUCGACCUGAAAGUAGUUUCAGCUAAAGACAACCAAACUUUAGUUUGCUCCCGGCAGCUCCUUUACAGAGCUUGAUACUGGAGGCUUUUUUUUUUUUCUUAAUUAACUGUUACAUUUAUACUCAAACCAGAAGGGGAUGGACUAAUUUGGACAAUUUAAGGCAAUAAGUGAAUUAACUCAACAGAGAAACGCACACAUCUCCGGUGAUCUGAUAGGUUGCAGAGGUUUUAUUUGGAGUCAUCACCCUGAGAUUGUUUUUGAUAUACUUUUGACUGCACGGACAGUCAGAUUAUAGGAGCACUUCCUCUCUCCUUAGACCUGCAGUCCACCCUACACCCCUCUAUGUCAUUGGACACACAAAAUGUUGCAACCUGUUAGUGUAAAAUCCUGUUUGUUUGUUUUUUUUUCUUCUGAUGCCAGUCAGAAACUUGUUUCAUUGGCAUGGAAGAAGUCAUUUGUGUUAUCCUUUUAAAAUAUGUAGUUAAUAAUCAAUGACUGAAGGUCAGUUGGAUCUACACUGAUUUAAAACGUAAAUGCUUUUAGUAAGGAGUGAAAUUCAAGCUAGUGACACAUUUUUACCUCUUAAAUGGAUCCAAACUUAAGUUUGUACCUGAUAAUCUUCCAGCUGUAAAACCUGAAGAACAGCUGCACCCUGACAGAAAUAGUUGCAAUUGACUGAAAAACACUUCAAAUUAAUUUCUCUACUAAUUACGGUAUUAAUAAUCCAACUUCAACCUCGUUUUAAAUGAAUUUGAUCCUGACUAUUAGUAUUCGACGUUGUGAGUAGUAAUCACUAGAAAACCAAUAGGUUUAUAGGAGCCCAUGUUUUUCUUAAGCUUGUGAAUGGUGAUCUACUUUAGACCAACUGGAAGAAGGAAAACACCUUUUUUGCAAACAGUAUUUUGCAAAGUGCUUCCAUGAAAUAUAAACUCAUUGUAUUAUCUGUAUGUUCCUAGAAAUCACCAACUUAUCUUUCGCUUUUAACUCAUCAACUGAUUCCACUGACUGUAAACGGCUUUUAUCAUAGUUUAGAAAGCACGUGGAGUUGGGUAAGCAUGUUAUCUGACCUGCAGCUCUUUGAUUUUCAAACAACCUUUGUAUGGAUAAUGCUUACCAGGCUGAGUCGGAAACAUAGAUCUCCCGUCGACUGCUUUUAUUCAAAGUAAAUGUCCCAGAUGAGUCCGGUUAGUAUAAAACACGUGAAAUGCCUGAUGAACAGAUCUCUACUGCUGACCUCUGUCUGAAUGAAUGUGCCCUGAUUUCGGUGCCAUGUCAUGUCUAGUCCCGUUUGCGUUGAGCAUCUUCAGUGAAGAUGGAUCAUUGGAUGUUGCUGACAGCGAGCGUGUUAAUGCCCGCUUCCAGUAAUAUCCGACUGUAAACACUGGAUGGUGGAGGAACACACGAGAUUUAACUUUUAUUUAGUCUAAAAUGUAUUACGAUAGACUGGUAGCUCUGUUUCUGUCAGGCUUUUAGAUGAUGUCAGGAGAGUUUGGGGUCCAUUACCAACCGUCUAUUGUUAAUUAAGUUAAUAUAUAUUUAAAUUGUUGUAGGUGUAGUAAAUAGUAUAUUGGAACUAAACUCAGAAAGCAAAUCAAAGGUUUUUACAAAGUUAUAAUCUUUAGUCACUUCAUUUACUGCUACAGCUGAAGAUACCACUGCAGGCUUGGUUCUCUGUUUGGUGAAGAUUAAAAGCUGCCGUUUGUUUCUUUUUAGUAUAACAGCCAUGAUUAGUUAGAACGUUAUUUUCUUGCAUGUAUUUGUUGAUAAGCUUGUAUAGAUUUUGUGUUGUUCUUUUUUUUUUUUAUCUUUUUUUUAAGGCCUUAACCAUUUUGUCCUGCUAUGAUUGAAGUCAGUUAUGACUUAAUCAUUUUGUACUAAAUGGAGUUUAAGGGUCACAAUAAAGGUGUUUAAAAAAAAAAGUGAAUGCUUAAGUUAGUUUUCAACAAAGGGUUUGGUAAGACUAUUUUUUUGGUGUCAUUCUUUUAAACCAAACUACAAACUCUGCUUUUCAACCUGGUGUGAGGGUUGUUUUUUUUAAGGAAGGGCUAACUGCUCCAAAAGCUUUGCAACCU
Molecule: messenger RNA, 3148 nt
Organism: Menidia menidia (Atlantic silverside)
Lineage: Eukaryota; Metazoa; Chordata; Actinopteri; Atheriniformes; Atherinopsidae
Source: the annotation of a GenBank genome assembly